Stereum hirsutum FP-91666 SS1 is the source of this 958-nucleotide messenger RNA. RefSeq lists its product as uncharacterized. The record is from RefSeq and is a predicted model, not a curated record. The transcript has 7 exons. NCBI's taxonomy places the organism in Eukaryota, Fungi, Basidiomycota, Agaricomycetes, Russulales, Stereaceae. The annotation marks the transcript as partial.
AUGGACGUAGAAUCCGUUAUUUAUGAGCACAGAGGGUUGAAAAUGGCAGCGAAACGCUAUCGUAGUCGUUCUGCCAGACUCUCUCAGGACGACGGACUGACUCUGUUCUUCGCCCAUGGCAUCGGCCUGAUCAAGGAGCAAUGGGAGCCAACAAUCGAAAACAUCUUCGCAUCGGCUAAUCAACGAUUUAGUAUCCGCGAGGCUUGGGCGCUCGACUGGCAGAAUCAUGGCGAGUCUGCUGUCUGCAACAAGGACGCCCUCGAGAGUCGCUCGACAAGUAUCGAUGUCAGAACAUGGGGCGAAGCUAUAGCCGGAUUCGCGCGCUCCCAAUAUGUAGAAGGUCAUCGAAUAAUCUCUAUCGGGCAUUCUGCCGGCGCAUCUGCCAUGAUGCAUUCGACAUUAGGCAUGACGGACGAAGACUCGAUAAAGUACCACGCAAUGAUCAUGAUCGAACCCCCCAUAAUCGAACCCGAAACCCUCAUAGCAAACGAUGAAGAGCACACUGCUAUCAUUGAGUUCCUCAGUCAAGCGAUCUCUGCUCGUCGAAAUACCUGGCCUUCUCGUCCUGCAGCCCUUGAGUAUUUGCGGAAGCGACUUCCUUGGAGUGUCUGGGAUCUCAGUACUCUGAAUCUUUUCGUGGACUAUGGUCUACAGGAAGCUCUGGACAAAGAGGGAAAAGACUGUGUCACUCUGAAGUGUCCUCGGGAGCAAGAGGCCGCUAUGUACUGGGAGUACCCGGUCAAUUUCGAUGGCAUCAACGUCCUCGAUAGAGUUCUCCAUCUCAUCCGAGUUUACGCUAUUUUCGGCGAAUGGGCACCUCCUUCUCCCGAGUUCGUACACGCUUCUGCGCUCAAGAUGUGCGAGCUGCGAAACAUCCCAGCUACUCAUCUGGCUGGUGUCAAUCAUCUAAUUCCUCAAGAGAAUCCGGUCCUACUUGCUAAUGCACUGGCAGAUAUCC